GAAAAUCUCAAAGUGUGUUUUAAUCUAUGCUUCUGAAGCUACGUUACAGGCUAUAAUCAUAAUAUCAUAUUUAUUCAUAAUUUAUUUCAUUGAUAUGUAGCCUACUUUAAGUAAAAUAAGUUUCAGAAGCAAUGCUCAUCAUUAUAAUAGGAGCAUAAAAUAUCAUAUUAUUGAAGUGUCCCAAUGUGGGCAGAUGGUCAAGGAUUUGUUUUAGACAGAAUAACUGGAUUAAAAAUAAGAGUACAAUAAUGUUCUAUAUAUGUCAAAAUAUUCAUACAAUAAUACAGAAGGUAUAUUAGCUAACUUCGAAGUUUCAAAAAUGUGUUUGUUGCCAGCCUGACACUCACUAAUUUCCCUCAACUUGAAGUGUACCAACGUGGGAUUGUCCCAACGUAGGCUGGUUCACCCUAGAGGUGAUAGGUAGAAGCAGGUUACAACUACAAGAAAACAAAAAUGUCCAUCGGUCUCACAAACCUAUGGUCACCAGUUGAGGGUUAACCUUAAUGUAUGAAAUUUAAUAAAUACUUCACAUUAUUACCUGUUCAUUAAUAGAUGGCUACAUUUUUGACUUUUUAUUAUACUAGCAUUAAUUCAGUUCAUUUUAUCGUGAAAAAUAAACUCAGCACGAUUAAAUAGGGUUACAAGUUUCAGAAAACAAAAUCACAUAAAAAUUUGAAAUGUUGGAUGGCAUUUAAAACAAUUUCAACUUUUCAAGUUAUAAAGACACUUUAACAAAGAAUAAUUGAUAAUAUAAAGUUCUAUUCAACACUUUGAAUCCACCUAGUUUGAAAUCAGUUAUUUGAGAAUAAAAACUAUUGAAUUAAUCAAACAGUAUUAUAAUUUUCAGAUAACAUUCUAGUAACCUUGUUAUCGCAAGAACGUCUGAAAUCCAGCAAGAAAGAGAGAAUAUGGAGAAUACAAGUAAUUCCUUUUGGAAUAUUUGUGGUGACAAGGAUGAAUUACAUCAAGCUUUAAAGAUUGUAAAAGAGGAGUUAUUUGUCUUGGGCUAUCCAGCUAUUCACAAAUUCCCAACAACUGAUUCAAGCAAUGAUGGUCUUGUGAUUGAUUUGAUCAACACAACAUGGAAUCUCACAAGAGAAGUUAAAAAGCACAGGUUACAAAAGAAGGACACUAUCAAUGAUCAAUCUUAUCAAAAGCAAAGGAGUGAGCAGUCACAGAAAGAGCUGGAAAAACUACAAGGCAAAGUUGACAUGUUAGAGAUGCAAAACAAAAGGUUACAUAACGAUUUACAGAAUGCUAGUUCAGGCAAAGACGAAGCAGUAAAAGACACUUCACUUGCCAAGGAUAAUAUAGAACAAUUGAAAAAGAUCAUGGAUUUUAACAAUAGACGGUACAUAAUCAAUCUCAGGAAAAAAGAAUUGGAGCUUAGAAGUCUGCAAAAUAAAUUUGAGAACCUUUGUAAGACAGGAACAAGAGACAAUGUGAGAAAAGAAGAUGAGAAUAAUCUAAAUAAGAGUAACACGAAUGAAAGUAACAAACAGAUUGAGUUAGAGAAGAAUAGCCACAGGAGGGUUGUGUCGAGACUGGAGAAAAAUUUGGAAGAAUUGGUUGGAGAAAAUAUUAAUCUCCAGCAACACUUUGAAAAACUUGGACGAAUAAUUUACAAUGUCCAUGCAAGAAUUUCUUCUAUAAAGAGAACAUAUCUGGACAGCGAAGAAGUGGAAAUGCCUGACCAAGAACAAUUAUUUCAAUUAUCUUGCAAUGAAAGCAUGGAUUCCUAUUUCGGUUCUAUUUCUCAAAUUAUAGAGGACACUUUCGAUGCAUUGAUCAAUAAAUUAUCGCAACAGUAAAUUAGUAGCCAGUAAGAGGAAAUUGCCUUUCGAUAUUCAAAUUGCAACUUGAAAUUAUAGAAAUAGUUAACAACUUUACUACUAGCCAAAGAGUUUCUAAUAGUUUUAUAGUCUAGUCCAGUUGCAGUUUGCCAAUUUUUCAUAGUCAUUAGAGUACAAAUUUUAAUACUCAAAUUAGGCUUAUGCAGUAUGAAACGUUUUUUUUUUUUGUAAUUUACUGACUGUACUUAUAAUAAUCAAUUUUGUGUUUUUGUAAUUUACAGUACUUAUAAUAAUUAAUUUUGUGUCUUUGUAAUUUUCUGUAAUUUUGUGU
Molecule: messenger RNA, 2124 nt
Organism: Nilaparvata lugens (brown planthopper)
Lineage: Eukaryota; Metazoa; Arthropoda; Insecta; Hemiptera; Delphacidae
Product: ankyrin repeat domain-containing protein 26-like
Exons: 7
Coding region: 909-1811 (300 amino acids)
Source: RefSeq, a predicted model, not a curated record